Molecule: messenger RNA, 1458 nt
Organism: Daktulosphaira vitifoliae (grape phylloxera)
Lineage: Eukaryota; Metazoa; Arthropoda; Insecta; Hemiptera; Phylloxeridae
Exons: 3
Coding region: 1-1458 (485 amino acids)
Biological process (GO): chromatin remodeling
Cellular component (GO): nucleus
Molecular function (GO): catalytic activity
Source: RefSeq, a predicted model, not a curated record
AUGGCUCUACAAGAAAUUAGAUGGCCAAACGACGGAAGUAUGAAAAAAGAAGAUAAAACAAUAUUCUACAGCAGAAGAAAGGAUGGAAGACAUGAAAAUGGUGUGGGAUUUAUAGUGAGUGACGAUACAUUACCUCAAGUAAAAGAAUUCACCGCAGUAAAUGACAGGAUAUGCUACAUUCGAGUCACGGGUCGCAUUUUCGAUAUCAUUAUUAUAAACGCAUAUGCGCCAACCGAAGAGAAAGAAGAAAAUCUUAAGAAUGAAUUCUACGAUGAGCUCGAGAACAUACUUGAGACCACAACGAAUAACUGUAUCAAAAUAUUAAUAGGUGACUUUAAUGCAAAAAUAGGAAAGGAGGAUAUGUACAGACCCACAAUUAGACCCAAUAGCUUACAUGACGUAAGUAACGAUAACGGAACCAGGUUGAUCAACAUGUGUUUAGCAAAAGGAUUUACAAUUAGUAGUACAUACUUCCCAAGGAAGGACAUACACAAACAAACUUGGAUAGCACCUAAUGGAAUAACUAAAAACCAGAUCGACCACGUGAUGAUACAGAAUAAACAUAAAGGAUGUAUAAAAAGUGUCAGGAGUUAUAGAGGGGCAGACGCCGACUCAGACCACUACCUUGUAAUUACAAAACUUAAGAUUAGAUUAUCCGAAAGAUGGAAAAAAGUGAAAAAUAAAGGAUCUGUAAAAUACUGUAUAGAAAAACUAUCAGAUAGGGAGAUAUUAGAGGAAUACAUUUGUAAAACACAGCAAGAACUACAAAAGGCCAACAAAAAAGCAGAUGAAGGUGAUAAUGUUGAACGAAUAUGGGACAGAAUUAGAACAGCAUUCAGUAGUCAACAAUGCAAGGAAGCAAUAGAGAGGAGAAAUUGCGCACGAGAAAAAGCUAUCAAGGACCCGAGUGAUAUAAAUAUAGAAAGAUAUAAAAACAUCAAAAAAGAAACUAGUAGAGUACUAAGAUGUGAAAAAAGACUGUCAGAAAAGAGAAAGAUUGAGGAAAUUGAAGAAAAUAAAAAUAACUCCAGAAGAUUCUUCAACAAUAUUGCCAGCAUUAAACGGGGAUACAAACCGCAGACUAGAAUUUUAAGAAAUGAAUUAGGCGAGUUAGUGACAAAAGAGGAAUUAGUAGUAGAAGAAUUUAAAAAACAUUUUGAAUGUCUUCUAAACAAAACAGCAAUAACAUCAACACAUGAAGAAAUAGAUUUGCAAUAUAGUUCAGCGGAACCAUAUAUUGAAGCCCCAACGAAACGGGAAAUCUAUAACAUCAUAGAAAAACUAAAAAACAAUAAAUCACCUGGAGAAAAUAACAUAGUUGCGGAAUUACUAAAAAAUGGAGGAGAAAGGAUCAAAUGUGAAAUUUGGAAAAUGAUUAAGGUAAUUUGGGAAACCGAAGAAAUGCCAGGAGAGUGGAACACGGCAAUACUAUGUCCAAUAUUUAAAAAGGGACCCUAG